This is a messenger RNA of Arachis duranensis, 1011 nucleotides long. RefSeq lists its product as uncharacterized. The transcript is spliced from 2 exons. The coding region runs from base 1 to 1011 and encodes 336 amino acids. Lineage: Eukaryota; Viridiplantae; Streptophyta; Magnoliopsida; Fabales; Fabaceae. The record is from RefSeq and is a predicted model, not a curated record.
AUGAGCUUUGAGAUGCCCAAAAAUUUCACUUUGCCUUCAACCCUAAAACCCUACCAAGGAAUAGGAAACCCAAAUGUCCACGUCACCAAGUUCCAUGCCAUGAUGUUCAUGAAUAAGGAGUCUGGCCCCAUCCUAUGGCGAACCUUUCCAACCUUCCUAGAUGAAGCCGCCCUAAUUUGGUUCUCCAACCUACCCGAGAGUUCCAUCUCAAACUUCGAUGAGCUGGCCGACCAGUUCGUCAAUCAUUUCGCUGCAUCCAAAAUAUACGUCCACAAUUCUGAUUACCUGAGCACCAUCAAACAAGGGCCGAACGAAAGCCUAAAGGACUACAUGACUAGAUUCGCUGAAGCAACCAAUGAAAUACCCAAUCUAAACCACGGAGUACAUCUCCACGCCCUAAAAAGUGGCCUUUGGCCAGGGAAAUUCAAAGAACCCAUAGUAAUAGCAAAACCCAAGACCCUGGCCAAGUUCCGAGAAAAAGCGACAACUCAAAUCGAAAUUGAAGAAUUUCGAGCACUGCGAAGGGCGGAAAAACCUACACCAAAUAGAGAAGAAGAAAGACGUAACAGGCACUCAAGCAGUAGAACAGAUCAGAAAUCAUUCAGACUAACUCCUAAAGCCGGUACAUAUCAGGACCAACGGCACGUGGACAGAUCCAAAUAUUGUGCUUUCCACCAAAAGUAUGGCCACACCACAGACGACUGCGUAAUAGCAAAAGAUGUCCUUGAGAAGCUGGCCCGCCAGGGACUGUUAGACAAAUACAUUGACAGCCAAGGACGAAGGCGGAACACGGAAGACCUCGGCCAACAACCUAAAGCAUCUGAUAAUUCCCGAGAUAAAGAGAAAAAGGUAGACAGUGAUAUCAAUCCACCACGUAGGAUAAUAAACUGCAUUUCUGGUGGUUUUGCAGGUGGCGGAUGUACGAACUCGGCAAGAAAAAGGUCAUAUCGAGCUAUGAUGACAAUGACAGAAUCAACUCCAUCUCAACCUAUCAACAGGGACAAGCCAUAA